Chionomys nivalis (European snow vole) is the source of this 12824-nucleotide messenger RNA. RefSeq lists its product as uncharacterized. The coding region runs from base 693 to 4964 and encodes 1423 amino acids. The record is from RefSeq and is a predicted model, not a curated record. The transcript is spliced from 20 exons. Lineage: Eukaryota; Metazoa; Chordata; Mammalia; Rodentia; Cricetidae.
CGGCUCCUUCCGCCUAGAGAACAUAACGACAGGGACGUACACCAUCCAUGCUCAGAAGGAGCAUCUCUACUUUGAGAUGGUCACCAUCAAAAUUGUACCCAACACUCCGCAGCUGGCAGACCUCAUUGCUACUGGUUUAUUUAUAUGAUGGAUUACAUUGAUAGAUUUGCGUAUGUUAAACCAGCCCUGCAUCUCUGGUAUGAAGCCUACUUGAUCAUAAUGGAUAAUUUUUCUAAUGUGUCUAAAGGACCCGCUUCUGCAGUGUCUCUGACUCCAGUCCUGUGGCGGUCCAGACAGAGUCCAACCUCACAGACUGCCACAGUUCCUGCAGCUUGAAAAAAGAUGGGUGGACACACACAAUGAUCAGAGAUGAACUCAGCAAGUCAGCUUGGCUUGUGUGAUGAGAAUGGUAAAUGUCUGACCCGCCACCAUGAGACAAGCGUCACUGCCACCCGUGCAGAGUGGACCUGAGGAUGUAGUCCAGGAAUGCGCGUGCAGAAGAUUUCUACCUCCUUCCCACCACCGCCUCCCUUUUCCCUCCCUUUUCCCUCCCCAUCCCCCAAUCAAGUCCCCCUCCCUUGUCAUCCCAAAGAACAAUCAGGGUUCACUGCCCUGUGCGAAGACCAAGGACCACCCACCUCCAUCCAGGUCUAGUAAGCAUCUUAUUGCAGAGCCAAUCCCCACCAGAAAAGAUGGAGGACAUGGCAGAUGAAGUAUCCUGGGUCCAUCUCACUGAUGACAGUUUACAGUCUUCCAAACAAUUAGCGUCGGAGUACUCUAUUUCAAGCCUUGUCAACACAACCUGCUCACUGACUAACAUAAUGGCAGAAGAGAACUGUGACACAAUUUUGCCAAAUAGAUUUUAUUGGACCUUAGCCAAAAACGACGCCCUUUUUCAGAAAAAUCGUAUCUACAGGUGGAAAAGCAAAUAUCAUCCACAGGUCUGCUACUCCAGGAGGCUCUCUCUUCAUCUCACCCUCCCUCGCUUUCCACUGAGGAGAAGGUGGAGUGAGCUGGCUCUGCCAACCUUCAUGACAGAACCCAAAGUAAAGAAAGGCCAGGAGGGUGCUGAUAUGAAGGCAGAAAAUGCUGCAAACAAAUCAUCUGAGGCCACUAAGAUGGAGGACAUCACUUAUACUAACACAAAUUUAGAUGUGUUAGAGAUCGUGGAAGACAUCAACGAACAAAAAGAUCUUGAAGGAGAUGUUCCUGACAUCACACAGAACAAUACCACCUGUUCCGACAUCAACCACCUGAACACAAGGGAUAUCCUUUAUGCUGUGUCCCCUCCAUCUCCUUCCCAGCAUGAAAACGACUAUGAAAUAGUCGAAGACGUUAUGAGGAGGGUGUUACCAUCAAAAUCUCCAGACGAGCAGCUCCAGAAAGCACCCAUAGCUGCCAACAAGCACACUAGAAGGGGCUGUAAGUGUGUCAAAGGGAAGAUCAAGAACUUGUUUGUAAGGCUUUCUUGCUGCCUUCCUACCCGAAGCAAAGAGUAUACAACAUCUAGCAUCUUAUUGCAGAGCCAAUCCCCACCAGAAAAGGUGGAGGACAUGGCAGAUGAAGUAUCCUGGGUCCAUCUCACUGAUGACAGUUUACAGUCUUCCAAACAAUUAGCGUCGGAGUACUCUAUUUCAAGCCUUGUCAACACAACCUGCUCACUGACUAACAUAGUGGCAGAAGAGAACUGUGACACAAUUUUGCCAAAUAGAUUUUAUUGGACCUUAGCCAAAAACGACGCCCUUUUUCAGAAAAAUCAUAUCUACAGGUGGAAAAGCAAAUAUCAUCCACAGGUCUGCUACUCCAGGAGGCUCUCUCUUCAUCUCACCCUCCCUCGCUUUCCACUGAGGAGAAGGUGGAGUGAGCUGGCUCUGCCAACCUUCAUGACAGAACCCAAAGUAAAGAAAGGCCAGGAGGGUGCUGAUAUGAAGUCAUUAGAGACACCCAAGUCAGCAGAAAAUGCUGCAAACUUAACAUCUGAGGGGACACACAAGGACGCUAAGGUGAAGGCCACCAGAAACCUUUUUCGAAGGUUUUUCUGCUGCCUCUGCAUGCCAAGGACAAAAGAGACAACAUCCAGCAUCUUAUUGCAGAGCCAAUCCCCACCAGAAAAGGUGGAGGACAUGGCAGAUGAAGUAUCCUGGGUCCAUCUCACUGAUGACAGUUUACAGUCUUCCAAACAAUUAGCGUCGGAGUACUCUAUUUCAAGCCUUGUCAACACAACCUGCUCACUGACUAACAUAGUGGCAGAAGAGAACUGUGACACAAUUUUGCCAAAUAGAUUUUAUUGGACCUUAGCCAAAAACGACGCCCUUUUUCAGAAAAAUCAUAUCUACAGGUGGAAAAGCAAAUAUCAUCCACAGGUCUGCUACUCCAGGAGGCUCUCUCUUCAUCUCACCCUCCCUCGCUUUCCACUGAGGAGAAGGUGGAGUGAGCUGGCUCUGCCAACCUUCAUGACAGAACCCAAAGUAAAGAAAGGCCAGGAGGGUGCUGAUAUGAAGUCAUUAGAGACACCCAAGUCAGCAGAAAAUGCUGCAAACUUAACAUCUGAGGGGACACACAAGGACGCUAAGGUGAAGGCCACCAGAAACCUUUUUCGAAGGUUUUUCUGCUGCCUCUGCAUGCCAAGGACAAAAGAGACAACAUCCAGCAUCUUAUUGCAGAGCCAAUCCCCACCAGAAAAGGUGGAGGACAUGGCAGAUGAAGUAUCCUGGGUCCAUCUCACUGAUGACAGUUUACAGUCUUCCAAACAAUUAGCGUCGGAGUACUCUAUUUCAAGCCUUGUCAACACAACCUGCUCACUGACUAACAUAGUGGCAGAAGAGAACUGUGACACAAUUUUGCCAAAUAGAUUUUAUUGGACCUUAGCCAAAAACGACGCCCUUUUUCAGAAAAAUCGUAUCUACAGGUGGAAAAGCAAAUAUCAUCCACAGGUCUGCUACUCCAGGAGGCUCUCUCUUCAUCUCACCCUCCCUCGCUUUCCACUGAGGAGAAGGUGGAGUGAGCUGGCUCUGCCAACCUUCAUGACAGAACCCAAAGUAAAGAAAGGCCAGGAGGGUGCUGAUAUGAAGUCAUUAGAGACACCCAAGUCAGCAGAAAAUGCUGCAAACUUAACAUCUGAGGGGACACACAAGGACGCUAAGGUGAAGGCCACCAGAAACCUUUUUCGAAGGUUUUUCUGCUGCCUCUGCAUGCCAAGGACAAAAGAGACAACAUCCAGCAUCUUAUUGCAGAGCCAAUCCCCACCAGAAAAGGUGGAGGACAUGGCAGAUGAAGUAUCCUGGGUCCAUCUCACUGAUGACAGUUUACAGUCUUCCAAACAAUUAGCGUCGGAGUACUCUAUUUCAAGCCUUGUCAACACAACCUGCUCACUGACUAACAUAGUGGCAGAAGAGAACUGUGACACAAUUUUGCCAAAUAGAUUUUAUUGGACCUUAGCCAAAAACGACGCCCUUUUUCAGAAAAAUCGUAUCUACAGGUGGAAAAGCAAAUAUCAUCCACAGGUCUGCUACUCCAGGAGGCUCUCUCUUCAUCUCACCCUCCCUCGCUUUCCACUGAGGAGAAGGUGGAGUGAGCUGGCUCUGCCAACCUUCAUGACAGAACCCAAAGUAAAGAAAGGCCAGGAGGGUGCUGAUAUGAAGUCAUUAGAGACACCCAAGUCAGCAGAAAAUGCUGCAAACUUAACAUCUGAGGGGACACACAAGGACGCUAAGGUGAAGGCCACCAGAAACCUUUUUCGAAGGUUUUUCUGCUGCCUCUGCAUGCCAAGGACAAAAGAGACAACAUCCAGCAUCUUAUUGCAGAGCCAAUCCCCACCAGAAAAGGUGGAGGACAUGGCAGAUGAAGUAUCCUGGGUCCAUCUCACUGAUGACAGUUUACAGUCUUCCAAACAAUUAGCGUCGGAGUACUCUAUUUCAAGCCUUGUCAACACAACCUGCUCACUGACUAACAUAGUGGCAGAAGAGAACUGUGACACAAUUUUGCCAAAUAGAUUUUAUUGGACCUUAGCCAAAAACGACGCCCUUUUUCAGAAAAAUCGUAUCUACAGGUGGAAAAGCAAAUAUCAUCCACAGGUCUGCUACUCCAGGAGGCUCUCUCUUCAUCUCACCCUCCCUCGCUUUCCACUGAGGAGAAGGUGGAGUGAGCUGGCUCUGCCAACCUUCAUGACAGAACCCAAAGUAAAGAAAGGCCAGGAGGGUGCUGAUAUGAAGUCAUUAGAGACACCCAAGUCAGCAGAAAAUGCUGCAAACUUAACAUCUGAGGGGACACACAAGGACGCUAAGGUGAAGGCCACCAGAAACCUUUUUCGAAGGUUUUUCUGCUGCCUCUGCAUGCCAAGGACAAAAGAGACAACAUCCAGCAUCUUAUUGCAGAGCCAAUCCCCACCAGAAAAGGUGGAGGACAUGGCAGAUGAAGUAUCCUGGGUCCAUCUCACUGAUGACAGUUUACAGUCUUCCAAACAAUUAGCGUCGGAGUACUCUAUUUCAAGCCUUGUCAACACAACCUGCUCACUGACUAACAUAGUGGCAGAAGAGAACUGUGACACAAUUUUGCCAAAUAGAUUUUAUUGGACCUUAGCCAAAAACGACGCCCUUUUUCAGAAAAAUCGUAUCUACAGGUGGAAAAGCAAAUAUCAUCCACAGGUCUGCUACUCCAGGAGGCUCUCUCUUCAUCUCACCCUCCCUCGCUUUCCACUGAGGAGAAGGUGGAGUGAGCUGGCUCUGCCAACCUUCAUGACAGAACCCAAAGUAAAGAAAGGCCAGGAGGGUGCUGAUAUGAAGUCAUUAGAGACACCCAAGUCAGCAGAAAAUGCUGCAAACUUAACAUCUGAGGGGACACACAAGGACGCUAAGGUGAAGGCCACCAGAAACCUUUUUCGAAGGUUUUUCUGCUGCCUCUGCAUGCCAAGGACAAAAGAGACAACAUCCAGAGCUGACGAUGCGGCCCUGACCCGGGAUUCCUAAACCCCGGGUCUGUGUUCGGCCUGGUUGGGGCAUAACAGUUUCUGGAGCAAGCCAGGCCAGAGCAUGAAAGGAGGUGUGCCCCAAACAUCUACCUGAUAGACAGCUCCAGCCACCAGGGCAUGAGCUCUGUACCCCUCCUCUCCUACUGGGUGCAAGGGUGAACUUCAUUUGUUCCCAGAAGAAGUAGCUGGACAUAGAAGCCUGUCACAUCAUCAUGGGCGAUGACGAGGCAUCCAUCCUGCUUCAAGUCCACAUGAGAAAAGUUAAGUGUCCCAGAUGACUCUGGGUCCCCAUCUCCUCCUCCCCUCACUUCCAUCAACAGAAUCAAUGAGCACCUGUAAAGAAGCGCUUGCACACUUUCCUCUUAGGUGGUAAGGAGGCACAGGAAGAGGAGGGGGAAGGAGGAGUGGGGAAAGUGGGACAUGUCAAAGGAUAAAAGCAGUGAGAGAGGGCAGAAGAAAGGGCUUGCAUCUGGAUGGGGAGGAGGUGAUUUAUCCAGAGGAAAUUCCAUUCUGAGAGCAGAAAAGUAAGGAAUGAAUGUGUGGGUGGUGACAGGGUCCACAACCAAGAAGGAGAGGAGCAAAAUUCCCCUGAAGAGGAGGUUAGGAGCGAAUGGUGCAUGUGUACCCCGAGAAGAUGACCCUAUCUUCCUCAUGGGUUCCAGCUUGCUCCAAGCUGCAGCAGGUGAGUGCUGCCUGAGAAAUCUGUUCUCGUCCUGAGGUGCUCAGAGAGGGUGUGGCUGCAGAGAAGAGAAGCCACAUGUUUUCAGGAGCCUCUUCUUCUUUCUGCUUGACCGAGUUCAAGCCUUCAUCUUUCAUGCCCUAAGGUGCUGUUGUCUCAGCCAAUGAUUAUUCAGACAGAUAAAUUUGAUGUCCCCAUGGGGGAUUCCUUGACUUUGAGUAAACAGCAAGAUAGGUGUUUGUACUAGAAAUAGGUAAACAGUGCUUAAAAGGACUGGGAAACAUCACUGCCCAGAAAAAGUCAACAAACUUGGAACAUCUUUGAGCCCAGGGCCAUCAUCAGGCUUUAGUUUAGAAGGAAACCUGAUUGCCAAGGAGCUGCAGAUGAUGGCCAGUGGUAUGGUGUGCAGCCUUGUUGAGGGAGCUGCCUGCAGUCUUCUCCUGCCCACCAUACAUAUAUGGAGCAUCUUCCUGGGUCACCAGGGGCAAGCCAGCUGACAAGCUUUUCAGGGGUCCAAUCUUGAGAUCAGUCAGGUGUAGUGAAUUCGUGUCCAAUGUGCAUCUCCUUGUGGUAGAUGAUGAGUUUCUGUAUCAUGGUCUUGAUGUACACCAACCAUCCCAAUUGUGUGCUCUCCUCUGCAGAGGCCAAUGGUCCUGUCCUGGUGAAUGGGAGUAUGGUUCUUUGUGACAGUUUAUCAAUUGUCCGGAAUCCACUUCAUUGGCUACAUCAUGUAGAUGAAAUCUUGACCGAGUCCUAUAUGGUGCCCUGUUCACCCCAGUCAUAAUAAUAGUCAGUGUUAGUAGAGUCAGUCAUCAUUUUAUUCUAAUAAUUCCUGCCAUUAUAUGUUACUUGAUUAUUUUUAUUAUACCCUUGAACAUUCUUUGUUUUAUUGAUUUGAUUAUAUUGUGCCAAGUAUGAUUUGUUUGAUGAUCUAGUCUAUUUGGAGUUCUGUAUGCUUCUUUUACCUUAAUAGGAAGCUCAAUCUUUAGGUUAGGGAAGUUUUCUUCUAUGAUUUUAUUGGAAAUAGUUUCUGUUUCUUUGACUUUGCUUUCUUCGCCUUCUAUUCCCCUUAAUCAUGGACUUGGCCUUUACAUAAUAUCCCAAUUUUUCUGGUGCUUUGUGGUGGAAAUUUUAUUAGAUUUAACAUUGUUAUUGACUGGGAAAACAAUUAUCUUCUAUCUUGUCUUCAAUGUCUGCGAUUUUUGCUUCUAUCUCUUACAUUCUGUCAGUAAGUCUUACCUCUAGGAUUCUUGCUCCAGUCCCUUACACUGUUUCCAGUUCUCCCUUGGUUCCACUUGUCUUUAUCGAAUCUUUUUUUUUCAUGUGUACCCUUGACCUGUCUUCUUCAUUCAAAUCCAUUGUUUGUGUUCCAAAGAUUUCAUUCAUGUCCUCCUAAGGUCCUUGACCAUUCUCAUAAUAGCUAUUUUGAAGUCCUUGUUCUGUGUGUCAGCUGUUUGCCUUGCUUGGGAACUACUGAAGUCCUACUGAUGAGCUCUAAUGGAGACACACUGUUGGGCUGUUUUGAUUCUGUCCUCAUGCUGACAUCCAGCCAUCUGGGCUUAGAAAAAUUUCACUUCCAGUAGUUGAUAUCUGGUCUUGCCUGUCUGUUGGGUAGGUUUUUCAUUCCUUAGUUUCUGUUGCCCUCACAGGAUUUCUGGAGGGGGUGUGGUGGCUGUGGGUAGCCUUUAGAGAGUGCUCUGAGUCUCUCCCAGGUGUGGCCACUGGUGGUUGCAGGUGGGCAGUGUUUCUAGUAUUGGGAGAUUGCAGGAAAGAGUAGGAUGAGCUAGAUUGGCAAGUGUCUCAUCAGAUACAUAAGGAGGGAGAAAAGUUUGGUCAGCCUUCUGGAUCUCUAAAGUCCUUAGGGAGUUGGAUUAAGAGGUGAAAUCACAUCCCUGUCCAGCACGUGGUCUUGUACAGUCUUAGGGAUGAGACUGAGUGUUUGAAAAUGGAGGACAGAAAGGAGAGGAAAUAUUGCCUAUUUGCUUCCAUGGUCAGCAUGGGCUGCAGUGACAGACUGUCUCCAGUGAAGGAGACCAAGACAAAGGAAUGGGAUGAAGAGAAGGCUGAGAGAGAGGAUUUGUUUACUCCAGGAAUGGGGACAGAAAAAGGAGAGUCCAGAACAGGUGGCCUGCUAUAAAGCUGGGAAUAAGACUGGGGAACUGGGAUUGGAGGAUGAGAAUGAGAUUGAAGUUCACCUACUUGCAAGUGUGUCUAGGGACAUAGUGUCUCUGGUGUUGCUGGCUGAGAUAAAGUGGUGGGAAUUGGAUGCAGUGGUGUAGGAGAAGAAUGAUGGAUUUGAAAUUUGUACAUCGACUAGCGAAACAUACAGACACUGGAAGUGAGUGCAGGAAUCUCAUAAAUGAGUGUCUGAUCGUGUAUGGGGCAGACUAUUGUAUAGGCGAAAAGUUGAGACUGUAGUGCAGUAAAUUCAUUUGAUAGUUACUGGAAUAUGUUCCCCGAAUAAUGAAUUCUUUGAGGAACCCCAAAUAUAUAUAUCUUUGUGGUAAAUCACAUACCAAUGAAAUAAUCUGAUGGCAUUCUCUGUGGGAAAGUUAACAAUGUGUUAUUUCCUUUUAUUUUUGUAAGAGUGUUAAAGAUGUCUUCUGGAUGUGGCAAUCUUUUCAGAAGAUCAAAGGAUAUGAUCUAGUAGAAUCCAGCUGGAUUCUGAGGCCUGUGUUCUGUGGUGACUAAUGAUCCUGUUAGAGCUCACCCUGUGCUCACUGAGGAGACUCAGCAGUGCUGUCCUUCUGUCCUGUCAGAGCCCAGGGUGAAAGGAGUCAGCCAGAGCUGGUGAUUACUGCUAUGACUCCCCAAAACUGAAAUCCUACCUAGCUACUCCUCAGGCUCCCAUGGAAGCUGAGCUUUAGCAGCAGGGCUCACAAGGGUCUUGGCAGCCUCAGUGGAAACAUUCCCAAAGGAAGAGCCACUUCUCUGCAGGGGCGGGAAAGGAGGCCUAGGACAACCUGGACUCCCUGAGGAGAACUUUGGUCUUGAACUGCUUCUUUCACUGCAGGGCAGGGACAGGCAUAAGAGCUCUGCUGUCACCCUGGCUGUAUCUGCAUCUGAAGCACAGAUCACUACUACACUUUACCACAGCAUCUCAUCUACCAUCUGUUCGUCUCUAUUACUGCAAGGAUCCUUUCCCAGUCCAUCCUGCCCUCUGCUUCUUGGCCAACAUUGCCUGCACCUUGAUCAUGGAAAUCAGUUCCAUUGUCUCUAGGGUACAAUGAGGUAAAAAAGUCAAAUAUCUGUUCCUCAUAUCUCCUUGGAUACCCCUAUGAGUCAAUAAUAACCAGUCCUGUAAGAAAUAUUAAAUGAUCAUUUUUCUUGUCAAAUACUAUAAAACAAAUGCUGUUUUUCCUUCAACCCUGAACACUCCUGAGCCUUUUAGACUUUCUUCCUCCAUUCCCAAUGUCCCAUUCUAAAUGCCCACUUCUCUUCAAGUGUUAGACAUGUUCUUCCAGACAGAUGGAACCAAUUUCCUUUCCUUUUUUAAAAAAGAAAACAGAAUAUCUAUACAUCCAGUGACCUCCUCUUCUCUUUGCCUUCUUCACUGUUCAUAAUUCCUUUCCAGACUAGCUCUAACUGUGCAUACACUGUGAAGUUGGACCUCAGCUCAUCCAAACAACUACUUUCCUUCCUUUGGUCAUGGAUAAUAGUGUUAACAGGGAUAAAAAGUACAGCUUACUCUCCAGGUAUGCUUGCUCUGCCACUUCUGUGAGCAUCUAUUCUCCUCAUUAGAAGUUGCAUCAGUAAGAUGCUUUAGUGGGAGUGGUGGUCUCUUUCUUUGUAUUCUCAAGACCACUUUUAACAGACUCCAGCUCUUUCUGUGAAUCUAACUAUGCAUCAGGUAAUAUAGGCACCACACACACCUUUGGGUUGUGGCCCGGUGGUGGGCCUGGAUAUUACAUUCAAGUCUGGCACAGGUGAGUUUCUCAAGAUGACAGAGACAAGAGAAACAGUGCAGGAUACUCAAACUCCUGGGCCUCGAUCCAUCUCCACAUCUGCAACAGUAUUUGUCUACACUGCUGCCUUUGUACACAGCUUCUGCUUACAGUAUCUUCUAUUCGUUCACAUUCAAUGAUUCUAAGUGAUCAUAAAAUGCCAAUAAAACAGACAUCAAGGUUAUGAUUGGUUUACUAAUCCAAGUACUUUCCAUUGAACCUAGUGUUUAAAGGGAAUCCCAUGGAGUUGGCAUUUUUCUCUUAAAUAUAGAAAUAUCAGCCUGUGCUUGGUACAUUUUACUAAUGGAAAAUGAUUCUGGAAAGCUCUAUGCCUGAAUACACUCCUGUUUCCACAUUAUCAUGUGUCAUGUGGUUAAUAUAUCACUAACCCCUAAGUGGGUCCUUGAACCUGCUUUCUUUCCUAAGUCACGGUCUACGACGCAUCUUGUACCCUGCACCAUCUCCUCUUUUUGCAACGCCUGCUUACUGCAUCACUGCUGCACCUUCAAGAUCUGUCCCAUUUCAGCCUUUCCCUGGUUCUCAGCUGUUGGACUGUAUCAGCCUCUGGCAAAUGCAUUCUUCAAGGCCCCUUCUGUGCAAGUUCAGCCCAUUACAUCUAUCAAAGUAGGGUGUCUAAUGUCAGAAGAAACAACAGGCAGCAUUUUGGUUAAAUAUCUCUUGAACAUAUUAACACAUUUGCCUGAAAGCCAUACAUGACAUCUUGACAUAUUGCCUGGUUCUGCACUCUGCCUGCUACCUGCAGACCCUAUGUUGGUAUUUGAUCUGCAUUCUAGGCCAUGAUGUGUCAUCUCCUGUGACAUUUAUCAAGGCCUACUUCACUGUAUGAACCCCUUUUCACCCACAGCAUUUUGAACAAGUGCCUCCUCCUCUAAAAUAGACAGAUCUAAUCAUCCUUGAUCCAUUAAAGGCAACAGAAUUGUUCAUAUUAUCAGACUCAUUUGUCUCUGUUCAGGGUUUGUCAUCCUCAGUUCCUGGGUGGGUCCCAAGCUCUCCUGUGUUGAUUGCCCAUGUGCUGUCCCUGUCCACAUUCAUCAGGAAAUGCAUCAGCGAUGGCUUUGCUAGGACACAUCGCCAUGCUCCCUGUAGUUUUCCUUUCAUAAGUCUGAAACCCACAGCAGCACUGAUACAGUGAACACCUGUGGAAGAGAUGGCUGCUCUGCGACUUACAGGAGUGUGCUGAGUCUCUCUCUGGAGUUUCUGCAGGACAGGUGCCCACAUGCGAUAACCCCAACAGACAGCGGGCCAUGACUGACUGAGUCCUCCAAUUUGUGAGGAAUCAGCAAUCGCUCUCCUGUGGAUCUCAAAGAGGUCUUUGCACACAGGCCUGGGUGUUUUACCAUCUACUUUAUAUUCCAUGGAGAAAGUAAUUCACUUCACCUGGCUUGCUCUUUCAGGAACCCACACUGAACUAGGAGGAGUUAGUGAGAACUCAUUUGCUUGACUAGCACAUCUUCCUCUAUGGGGUCCAGAUAAUGAGAUAAUGAGACAGCCCAGACAGAAGACCCUGUCUGAGAAGAAGGUGUGCUGAGCCUGCCAUUGCUUGGACUCCCCUCAUCUUCAUUUUUCCAUCUCAAUGUACAGGUUCCUUUUCUCAGACUACAUUGACAGAAACACCCUCCUCCUCUGUGCCUCUUGGAUCAACAGCCAGACUCACCUGCGCCCUGAGGAGUGUAAACGGCAUUGGCAAUAACAUUUACUUGUCCAGCAGAUGGAGGGGAGACCUCCCAGAGUUUUCCUGUUCUACUGCAAAGACUCAAACAAGUCACUGAGGCUUAGAAUCUCCAUUACAUUCUCUGGAUCCAGAGAAGCCUCAAAAAAUGUAAAUUUGCACAUCUCUGAACUAUAGAUGAAGGGUGAGGCUCAGCACUGCUGUAUUAUCUAGGAAAAUAGUGUUUCCCACAGUGAUACAGGCAGAUGGGGAAGUAGCCAUCAAUAGUAGCUUCUGCCAAAAAACAAAUCAGUUCUGGUAGAGUGCAUGUAGCAGCCACAGGGAAGGGAGCAAGGAGGCUCCACCAACAUCGCCUGCCACAGCACCAGUUCUGAACAGUGCAGAGGCUCAUGGUAUUGAUUUUGGUCACCCAGAAAGAUGCCCCCACCACAUGGAGGCAAACUGUGUGCAAGCAUCGAGAAGGGCGACUACCACAAGGCACACAAGAUGUACCUGAUGCUCUUCUUCAGAUACAUGUCUAAAACAAGCAUUCAGAAUCCUGAGAUCUCAGGUACUCAGGAGUAUUUCUCUUCUUCGGUCAUGGCCAGCAGAGCAGUCCAGGCUGACAUGACCAUGCCGGUCCUCGAAUCCCUGGAGAAGGUAAUAGUGUAUAUAGCUGAUGAACUGUUAGAGAAUUGUAGAGCCAGCUACAGUGUUCAGUUUGAUGGAUCUAAAUUCUCAAGAGCAAGUAGUGUUGGUGGCCAGAGCUGAAGUGGUCCAGUGGAGGAUCUGGGAAACUGAGUCAUCCCAGCUUCCACCAGCCCCUCACGCUGUGGGGUCUGCAAUACUACUGUAAGUCUCAGUAUUACUUCCUGCCCUCCACUGAGGGCAAGGGCUGUACCAACAUGACAGACAGGUACUCUACUGCACAAGGCUUCUGAAGUGGGUGGGUGAGUUCAUGGCCCAGGCUGUGUACAACUGUUUCUCUGUUUGAAAAACAAGAAAGGUGCCCACGGGAUCUUUACAAGGUGCGCACAGAAGGUCCCGUCCAUCGAGGGGACUUUCUUUCAAUCCCUGCUCAACUUCAUCAGGUUUCUGCUGCUGGCUGUGGACAAGAUGACUGUGUUCACAGUGAGCACAGCCUGAUUACCUACAUGGGGACACCAUGUACAAAGUGUACCUGGACAGGGGAGCUGCCAAAGCAGACCUCCACCAGAGAGGGCAACCUGGGAACAAGCUGAGCAGCCUCGUGUACUCCUCAGAGCAGGAUGGGGAUGAGUACGAGGAUGACAGAAGCCUCAUCAGCCUGCCUGGAAGCUGCCUGGCCAGCAUGGAGACGUGCAUGACCAGCACCACUGGGACGGAUUCAGUGCCAGUCUGGACAUGAGGCCCCUUACACAGUGGGUUCCUGUUCCGGGGCUGGAGGGGCCACCUGUGCAGAGUCUGCCCCUAUUUAUGUAUGGAGGUCAAUGGCUGUGUGGUCAGGACCAAGAACAAAGCCCAGCUUCUGCUGCCCACCCAUGUUCCUCAUAUCUCCCACAAUAAAGCACAAGUCCUGCUGCAGCA